CCUGACGACGUCAUGUGGCCACAAAAAACCGCUGUCACGUUAACAUGCAUGCAUAUUCUUCAUAGAACUGCUCCCACCCUGCAGUGAGGAGGAACCACAGCGUCAUCCUGAGACUUAUUUUGUAUGCUAUUUUUGUUUGUUUUUGGAAUGGUACUUGUCCGGGACCACCGUCCAUCCAUCCAUCCUAUCCAGUCAUUCAUCCAUCCCCGCUCUACGUGACUCGCGCCCGGCCGCUGGUGGAUGUGCGUGUGGGUGUGGGAGGGGCCCACAGCAACCACGGCUGUACCCCGCCCGUCUCGCCUCAUUUGGACUGCGGGGAUAACGAGCUGCAAGGAGGGAAGACGAACAAGCGUGAUCCCCUCCUCAUCCUUCCCCUGACUGUUUUUCCUUGACUCUGCGUCAAAGAAUCAAUCUCUAAUCCGCUGUGAGGUCAAAAGUGAUGGAACGGAGAUUAAACGUGGAAAAGGUCUAGAUUGAGAGUCUUUGAUACUGACUGACAAAGACAACCGUAAACCUAACCCUGACACUGGUACAAUGGGGGACACCAAGAAAUCACAUCUAAACUCAAGCCGCAUUUAACAUGCUGAACUCAGGAGUCACUCAAAUGCGUCCUGACUGCAGAGAGGAAAAUCUACCUUGCUAAACGGGCUCGUCAAUCAUAGACAACACACCAAAAUGCGUCCGUCCCUCGCCACCGCAGUCCUCCCGGCCCGGACCCGCACCCACAAUGCACCCAAUUUGGCCGUGGGGGGGCGUGAGCACCUCUCAGCCCCCCGGAGACGCAGCCCCAACCUGAGGCACACCCUAAGCCCAGAGAACCUCCGCAGUCUGGCGGAGAGGGGUGGGGCCGCAGUGGAUGCCAUGUCCAUGGUGAGCGGUCCUGUUGGCCUGCCUCGCGCCAACAGCGACACUGACCUGGUGAGCUCACAGACCAGGUCCUCGCUGACCGCCUCCACACUGGACUUCACGCUGAACCGAGGCCAGACGCUCGUCAUAUCUUGGGACAUCAAGGAGGAAGUGGACGCCACUGACUGGAUUGGUCUUUACCAUAUUGAUGAAACCAGUCCGUCCAACGUGUGGGACUGUAAGAACCGAGGGGUGAACGGCACCCAAAAGGGUCAGAUCGUUUGGAGGCUAGAAGCCGGACCUUACUUUAUGGAACCCGAAACCAAGAUCUGUUUCAAAUACUACCACGGUGUGAGCGGAGCCUUGAGAGCAACAACCCCCUGCAUCACUGUGAAAAAUACAGCUGUCCUGGUUGAGGGCCUUGCAGAGCAGGUUGGCAUCGAACAUCCUCGCAAACUGAUAAGCUUUACUUUGACAGAUCUGCGUGCUACCGCCUUGAAGAAAGGCAUGUUUUUCCAUCCGGAUCCGUACCUUAAGAUGUCCAUUCACCCUGGGAAGAGGAGUGUCUUCCCCGUCUUCAGUCACCAUGGGCAAGAACGCCGCUCGGCCAUCAUUGCCAACACCGUCAAUCCGGUUUGGCAUGGAGAGAAAUACACUUUUGUCGCGCUAAUGACAGACAUCCUGUACAUUGAGGUGAAGGACAAGUUUGCUAAAAGUCGACCCAUCAUCAAGCGCUUCCUUGGCCAGUUAACAAUCCCUGUGCAGCGGCUCAUUGAGAAAAUACCAGGUGUCCAGCCUGUAACUUUUCCCCUAUGCCGACGCUUACCUACGGAACACGUCAGCGGGCAGCUACAGUUCAAAGUGGAACUCACCUCAACUGGACCUGAUGGUGCAUCUCCGGAUUCCAUCAUUGGCCUUUCCACUUUUAAUGGAGCUCCAGGGACACCCUCAGAUGAUGAGGAUCUUCCUCAUCACCUUCCAGGCGUAGUAUCUUCUGGGCCCUCCCCCACUGGAUCACAGGGUUCUCAAGGUAUCUGGGACGGUGGGGCGGCGGCGGCCUACCCGGAAAAGGAGCUGCUGCUUAUUGGAUCCCGGGCGAGGUUUUUGGAGGGGCACGAAUUGCUUCAGAGAUCGCUCAGCGAAGGCCUUGAUGCUAUUGAGGCCCCCAAGGGUCCCGGGGAAAGACCGUUGGGUGCAGCCUCUCCGAAACUACGCUCUAGCUUCCCCACGCAUACGCGGUUAAGCGCCAUGUUGCACAUCGACUCUGACGAGGAUGAUGAGAGGUCUGGUUUUUCAGAAAUGGCUCCGAUGCCUCCGUCUCCAUUGCUACUUAAUGGGAACCCUCCAGAUAUUAGUGGUCCAUAUGAAGAUGAGCCGUCUCCUGGGCCGCAACUGAUCGAAGAGCAGAUAGGGGAAGAGGAACCAACGGGUGUGGGCACUGAUGAGAUAGUCCAGUUGGCCCUUGUGGUGGAUCCAGGUCAUGAACAGGAUGACAUUCUGGAUCCAGAGGUCUUCUCCGAGGCGGAGGAAGCACCGUUUACAGAGGCCGUUUCCCACACUUCACCAGAGGUUGGAGAGGCCCCUGAAGUGGGAAGAGGACCAGCUGAAGAGCCUUCUUCUGAGGUGGACACAUGCUCCAUGGCUACAGCACAGCAGACAGUCGUGUCUUCAUCAGAUAGUUGUCCAAUCACUUUGACCACAGCCAUGGAGGCAGAGGAAGGGGCUGAUGCAGCCAUCGAUCCAGGGGGAGAUGUGAUUGGUGGAACACUGCUUUCUGCUCUACCUGUUGACUGUGAGCAAGGUAUUUGUUCUGAGGCCGAAGGAGAAGCGGCCUCGGUACCGGAGUCCGAGAAGACUGUCGUGAGAAAACUCAGUCUGCAACCCGCGGGCAGCGUGUCUGACGAACCGGAUGGAAAUGAGUCCAAGCCGCAGGAGGAGACGGGCUCUGCAGAUUCUGAGCAAGUUACCACAGAAACAGAUGGAGAAGAAGGUACUCCUGUCAACGGUCAUCCCGUACGUUCCCUUCCAUCUGUUCGACAUGAUAUUCAUCGUUAUCAACGAGUAGACGAGCCUUUACCACCGAAUUGGGAGGCCCGGAUCGACAGUCAUGGCAGAAUCUUUUUUGUGGAUCACGUGAACAGGACCACGACAUGGCAGAGACCCACCGGACCCCCUGCGCCACAGGGCCUGACCCGGUCCAACUCCAUUCAGCAGAUGGAGCAGCUGAACCGCAGAUACCAGAGCAUCAGAAGGACCAUAACCAGCAGCGAUCGGACAGAUGAAAGCACGCCUGACCUGACCCCAGAACCAGAAGCUGAGCUGAUGCCUCACUCCAUUUCCGGUCCGUUGGAACAUGCCUAUCACGGAUAUACACCCUAUGUACAACCAUCAUGUAGUACCUUCUUUUGUCUUGUUUUUAUUGUAGAAUACAGACGAGAAAGUGCUGUGGGUCACUUAAGCAGUCGUUCCCGUCUAUCUCUGCUUCUCCAGUCUCCCAGCGCCAAGUUUCUGUGCAGUCCCGACUUCUUUACUGUGCUGCAUUCUAACCCCAGUGCCUACCGCAUGUUUACGAGCAACACCUGCCUGAAGCACAUGAUCAGCAAGGUGCGGCGAGACGCUCACUACUUUGAGCGCUACCAGCAUAACCGAGACCUGGUCACGUUCCUCAACAUGUUCUCUAACAAGCAGCUAGAGCUUCCUCGUGGAUGGGAAAUGAAACACGACCAUACUGGGAAGCCCUUCUUUGUGGAUCACAACUGUCGCUCCACAACCUUCAUUGACCCACGGCUGCCUCUCCAAAGCUCUCGCUCCACCGGGUUGCUGGCCCACCGCCAGCACCUGAGCCGCCAACGCAGCCACAGCGCCGGCGAGUGCCUCCUUUUGAUUCAGGUGGCCGACGACUCCCGGCAAAGCAACUCGCCUGCUAUCCCCCGGCCCUCCAGCACCUUCAGCGGGUCCAGUCGCUCCAGCCAGUACCAUGACGUGGUGCCCGUAGCGUACAACGACAAGAUUGUGGCUUUUCUGAGGCAACCCAAUGUCUUUGAGAUACUGCAGGAGAGGCAACCGGAGCUCGCUAGGAACAACUCACUCAAGGAAAAGGUCCAGUUCAUCCGCAAUGAAGGAGCCAAUGGGCUCGCUCGUCUCUCUGGGGACGCCGACCUAGUCAUGCUGCUCAGCUUAUUUGAAGAGGAGGUGAUGUCGUACGUGCCACCUUUGCUACACCCAAAUUACAGCCUUUCCUCGUCUCCUCAAAGUUCCCCAGGCACCCAAAGAGCCAACGCCCGCGCUCCUGCGCCCUACAAGCGAGAUUUUGAGGCAAAACUGAGGAACUUCUAUCGGAAGCUGGAGACUAAAGGGUAUGGACAAGGACCUGGGAAAGUCAAGCUCAUCAUACGGCGGGACCACCUUCUGGAGGACGCUUUUAACCAAAUCAUGUGUUACUCCCGUAAAGACCUUCAGAGGAGCAAACUUUACGUCAGCUUCGUCGGCGAGGAUGGGUUGGACUACAGCGGGCCCUCCAGAGAGUUCUUCUUCCUGGUGUCCAGAGAGCUUUUCAACCCUUAUUACGGCCUCUUUGAAUACUCAGCCAACGACACGUACACUGUCCAAAUCAGCCCCAUGUCCGCCUUUGUGGAUAAUCACCAUGAAUGGUUUCGUUUCAGCGGCCGCAUUCUGGGACUGGCUCUGGUUCAUCAGUAUCUGCUAGAUGCCUUCUUUACUCGUCCUUUCUACAAGGGGCUGCUACGCAUACCUUGUGAUCUGAGUGACCUGGAAUUUCUGGAUGAGGAGUUCCACCAGAGCCUGCAGUGGAUGAAGGACAAUGACAUCGAAGAUAUGCUGGACCUCACUUUCACGGUCAAUGAGGAAGUCUUUGGACAGAUCACCGAGAGAGAGCUGAAGCCAGGUGGGGCUGGAAUCCCAGUGUCAGAGAAGAACAAAAAGGAGUACAUCGAGCGUAUGGUCAAGUGGCGCAUCGAGAGAGGUGUGGCUCAGCAGACCGAAAGCCUGGUGCGAGGCUUCUAUGAGGUAGUGGAUGUGCGACUGGUGUCGGUUUUCGACGCCAGGGAGCUGGAGCUGGUGAUCGCCGGCACUGCCGAGAUCGACCUGGCAGACUGGAGGAACAACACAGAGUACAGAGGAGGUUACCAUGACAACCACAUAGUGAUACGUUGGUUCUGGGCAGCUGUGGAGAGGUUCAACAAUGAGCAGAGGCUGCGACUACUGCAGUUUGUGACCGGCACAUCCAGUAUUCCUUAUGAGGGCUUCGCCUCACUACGUGGAAGUAAUGGACCUCGCAGGUUCUGUGUGGAGAAGUGGGGAAAAAUCACCUCCUUACCCAGAGCGCACACUUGCUUCAAUCGACUGGACCUACCACCCUACCCAUCCUUCUCUAUGCUCUAUGAGAAGCUGGUGACGGCCGUGGAGGAGACCAGCACCUUCGGCUUGGAGUGAAAAGCGCCCACGGAGCGAGAAGAACCCCGCCCGGAAAAUGAAUUUCAAAAGCAACACGGUGAUAUUUCAUUUCACCGAGCCACAAACACCUGUGCUUUAUAUCUUCAGUUAACUGCAAUCGGUUUACUGGAUUCACUCGUCCUCCUCCUGCACCUUAGAGAGAGACAAUGAAGAACUCUCUGGACCUCAAAACUGUGUUUGCUGAAUUCAUGCUAAAUUCACAUUUUCCCCUUCACUCAUUUUUAACAGCAUCAGAGAAUGACGUUUUAGACAUAUGUGCUAUGGUAAAGGCGAUACACUAGGAAACGCACAUUUAGUUCAAGACUGAAUGUACUUUGUAACCCUCCUGUCAUGCCCCAAAAAGUCAAGCCCUUUGAAAGAAAAAAAAAUGUCCAGAAAAUUCCAGUUUAAACAAGUUAUACUAAAUAGGUGGAUGUGUCUAUCAUAACAUGGCACAUGAAAAAUUCUUAAAGGUUUUUGAAUUUCAGCCAUCGUACUUUGUUAGUGAGGAGGAAAUGAAAUCAAAAUAGGAUGCAUUAAAAGUCAUUUUGCAGUAAAUUCCAGGCAUUUUAAAUCAUUAGAAACUUUAAGGAAAUACCAGUUCAAGCCUUUCAUGCAUGUUUUAUGAUUUUUUUACCCUUACAGAACACACAUUUAACUCUUUGGCUGCCACAGACGUCCAAUCCAUUUUGACAUUUCCUUCAUUCGCCCAUCCAGGUUAAAAUGGAUUGGAAAUCUAGCACCAUCAAUGGCACUGAAAGAGCACCCCUCAUGGUUUUUCCUCCCAGUGUAAAUGAAUUGGACGUCUCGUGCCGUGAAUGGCAGCCAGUGAGUUAAAUACUGUGAAAAAAUGAGUUAAUUUUAGAGUUACUCGGGGCUGUAAACAGUGUGUGUUUCCCUUACAAAGUUAGAAACAAAAAAGGCCAGAAAACUCCGGUUUUACCAAAUUAUGCAAAAUUGUGUGGAUGUGUCCAUCAUAACAUAGCACAUGAAAAAUUCUCAAAGAUUAAUGCCAGAAAUUUAAACAGGAAGUUUUUGAAUUUCUUUGUUACUUUGUUAGUGAGGAGGAAAAGAAAUCAAAAUAGGAUGCAUAAAAAGUCAUUUUGAAGUAAAUUCCAGGCAUUUUAAAUCAUUAGAAACUUUAAGGAAAUACCACUUUAACAUGUUUUAUGACUUUUUUUUACCCUUACAGAACACACAUUUAACUCUUUGGCUGCCACUGACGACACUAUACGCCCAAUCCAUUUUGACAUUUCCUUCAUUCGCCCAUCCAGGUUAAAAUGGAUUGGACAUCUAGCACCAUCAAUGGCACUGAAAGAUCACCACUCAUGGCUUUUCCUCCCAGUGUAAAUGAAUUGGACAUCUCGCGCCGUCAAUGGCAGCCAGUGAGUUAAAUACUAUGAAAAAAUGAGUUAAUUUUAGAGUUACUCGGGGCUGUAAACAGUGUGUAUUUCUGUCGAUCGAUCGGCGAGCCCAUUUUUUUCUCUCUCGCUCUGAUAUCGAUAAUUAAUUGCUACUCCAUCAUUAUUUGUGGACAGUUCAGAAUGAAACAUGGCGGCUAUAUUCUACGAAUGUACCGUAAUUUUCGGACUAUAAGCCGCUACUUUUUUCCCCUCAUUUUGAAUCCUGUGGCUUAUAGUCCAGUGCGGCUUAUUUGUUGAUUUAUUUGGGCGAAGAGGCAACACAUUAUUUGACAGCGGCAUCAUAAGAUUGUCAUAAGACUAUCAUAAUUAUGACAUGACAUUAUCAUAGGCAUUAAUUUAGAUGUCAUUAAGUGUCAUCUGGCAAAUUAUGUCACUAACUCCAUUUAUGUCCUGCUCGGAUCUUUUACAUCCAUUUAAAAGUGAAAUAAUUUGCUGGAUGACGCAAAAUGUUGUCUGUCAUAAGCAUUCAUCAUUGCUCAUGGCAAUGUCAUAAUUAUGAUGGUCUUAUGACAGUCUUAUGGCGUCACUGUUAAAUAAAGUGUUACCAAAUUCCAUAUCUAGCAAUUAAUGAAACAACUAGAACGGUAACCGAAGAAAUAAUUAGCACAGAACAUGAAUUUUGAUUGUGAUUUACAUCUGUAGUGCUGCAGUGCAUGCUAAGAGGCAUGUUGGAUGACAAUAAUGUUGACAGCAGGUGGCAGCAGAGGUUGACUGUCUCCCCCAAUGGAGCAGUGAUGGCCAAAUGAAGCUUCUUGAAGCAAUGAAGCUUUGCAGCCAGUUGGUGUAAAGCUUCAUGGUGGUUGAUUCAUUCUUAUGACAGUCUUAUGGCACUGUCAAAUAGUGUUACGGCUUUAUAUCUUUCGGUGUAAAUAUCCCAUAAUAAAGUGAGGACAGGCGCGGCUUACAGUCCUGUGCUGCUUAUAUAUCAACAAAUGCCGUUUUUGUGUCAAAUUUGGUGGGUGGCGGCUUAUAGUCAGGUGCGCCUUAUAGUGCGAAAAUUACGGUAUUCAUAUAAAUCCUCAGAGCGCUAUUUUUAAUUAUUUCUCUCAGGUUGCAGACUUAUUGUUGUCUGUAGGUUCUGAGAGACCCAGUAGAGGGAGCCAAGCAGUCAUGGUUAAAUUUGAACUUGCUUUUAAAUAUAGAUGUAAAAAUGUUUAAAAUCCAACUGGCAGAACAGGAGGGUUAUUCCAGGAGUUACACAAUAUCAGUAUUGUGAUACAGUACUGACAUUAUGAAUGAUUUGUUCACAAUGGGACUAUCAAGAUGGUCGUUUUGAGUACUGUUCACCACAAAGAAAUACAUACAAUGCUUUAGAUGCACUUUUCUAGUUACAUAGAAUCCACUGCACGGAUGUUUACCACCUCAACACACCUCUCAGUUUCCAUAGAAAAUCCCUCUCAUUAAAACUGGUUCACUGUUUCAUGAGUCAUGGUCAACAGGUGACGCCUGCCCUGAAGGCAAGCAAAGGAAGACAUGAAUGUAUUAAAUAUGUGACUGAAUGUAUGUAUGUAUGUAUGACCCUCAAGCCAUGACUAGAAGCUCACACGGGAAUCCUAUGUGUGAAUUGUAGAAGUUCUGCAUGAUACCAUAGUGUACUUCUGGAAAAGCACUGUGUCAAUGGGCUGUUUGUAGGAUAUGCAAGGAAAAGUAAUGUAAUUGAAUGAGGCGGAAAAAACGUAUUUGAGUGUAUUUAUUAACAAAUAUUUAAUGGCUUUUGAGCUAAAUACAAUCAAGAGAGGCAUUGGAGUCGUUUACAGUCCCAAAAUGUACAAUCUGUCCAUUUUAAAUCCAAUUUUGCUUACUAUUGUAGUAGUAAGCACUUUAUUAUUCCAGCAAAUGAAUCAGCUGGACCCACAAAAUGACCAAAACCUUAGCAAUAUUUUUGUGAAUCCUGAAUGUAUGUAUUGAAGAGGUCCUUUGCUAAUACACAGACAUGUUCCAAAUUCACAAAAACAAUGUGCGCGACUUGCUAGAGGCAAAAUAUUGUCUUUUUAUACCACACGUUAUGUUUUCGAUGGUUGUUUUGGAAUUUCCUUUUCACUGAUUAUCCUACAAAUUGCUUAAAGAAAUUUAUCGGUGAAGAAUGAUUUAGAAUUACUGGUUCAAGCGGUGUACUGUUUACAGCAGGCUGGUGUCACAUGAUUCUGCAUCGAGAACAAAACCCAUCCAAUCUACCAACUUGUUCAAGUUGUAUCUAAUGAUCAACCUGAUGUACAACUUCCGUGACUUACACAUCCAUGCCACUCACUACUUUGGCCUUGGCAGCAUGCGAUAAAACAGACUGUUGAGUACAAAACUAAAACCCCUUUCACGCCAUCGUACACUCACUUGUGAAGACAAAUGCUUUUUUUUAUAAGGGGGUGCAUGCAAAAUGAAUCUUACUGUACAAACAAGUGUUGUGGAGCUAGAGCGGCUGAGGCUAGAAUAGUGCUUGAUAACGCGUGUGCUGCGAGUCGCCAAGGCAACACUUUUAUAUGGCAUCAUGCAUGUGAGGGGUUCUUGGUCAGCUCUGUGAGCUGUGCUGGGGGCCGUGAAACCUGUGACGGCAUUGUGUUCUAGCUUGAUAUUGCAUGCUCAACUAUUGCAAGACACUGACUGUCCUUACUAGCUUUUCCUGCAUGAGGAUAUUGUUAACAGAAAAAAAAUGAGAUGGGGGUAAAUCGUUGUUUUUUUUUCAUAGUGGAAAUCAAAGUCAUGAGCCCUUCGUGCUUUACAUGGUCAUACCCAAGUGUCGAAACUAAUGAGUAGUCCGCAUAUGUCACUUUGAAUGAGCUCUGGGAAUGUGCAAUGUAGUUUGAAUGUGUCCAGUAUGGCAUGUUACCCAAAAAUGUCACUUUUCACGCGUGUCCUGCCUAUCUUAGUAAUAGGUCGAUGGUUAUGGUUCAUUGCUCAUGGGUCGGGGAUGAACCAAUAGGGCUGUUUUGACAAAAAAUACAAAAACACAUGUAUGUGGACCAUGUGUGCAGUCAUCAUGUUUGUCUCUUAUUUGUAUAUAACUGUAAAUGUACAGCAUAUCUGUCCUGUUGUGUGUAUAAAUAUAUAUUUUGCACUGAAUGUACCAAAUGGGCUCGAGUCAAGUCCAGAGUUGGGUCUACUUUCAUUUCAAAUCUUGGCAUCUAGUGGGCUUUUGAGCACUUUUAAGCAUAUGGGAGUCAAACUUAUUUUAGCUCAAGUGCCAUAUUGACCCCAGUUGGAUCUCAAGUGGGCUGGAUCAGGAUGUUUGUGUCCUAAUAUUCUUUUUCUUUUGGCUUUUUCCCUCAGGGCUCGCCACAGCGAAUCAGUUGUCUCUAUCUAGCCCUGUCCUCUGCAUCCUCUGCUCUCACACCAACUACCUUCAUGUCCUGUUUAACUACAUCCAUAAAGCUCCUCUUUGGUCAUCCUCUAGUCUAGACCAGGGGUCAGGAACCUUUUUGGCUGAGAAAGCCAUGAACACAUUUUUUUUUAAAUGUAAUUCCGCGAGAGCCAUACAAUAUUUUUAAAACUAAAAAUACAAGUAAUGUCUGCAUUUUAUGUAAUUUCAACACUUUUAAAGUACAAGGGUUCGGGUUAGUCUUUCAACUCUUUUUAAUAUCAUUGUUAUGCUGUUGCUAAUCAAUGAGUAUUUCUUACCAUUAAUGCGACUUCUGGUGCUGCAUGGUUUUGCUGAUGACUUUGUAGUCUGGUUGAUACUUGGUGGCGUUAAGCUUCAUGCAGGCGUUGAGAAACUUAGGAUGUGUAUCUUUUCAUGUUCAUGAAGCCCCACGAAUCCUGUUUUUACCCACCUCGCACGGAGCACCAUCAGCGCACACCGAAACAAGUUUAUCCAUCGGUAGAUUUUUUUUCUUUAGCGAACUCAGUGAAGGACUUGAAUAAAUCCUCCCCUCUUGUUGUCUCUUUCAUAGUCAAAACCUUGCAAUUACGCUGAAUUGGGAUAAAUUGCUUGUCUGUUGACUCAUCCAAAGCAAGAGAAAAAAACGGUGCCACAUUUAUGUCCUUCACUUGCCUCAGUUUGAUUUGACAUCAUGAUGGUAAGAUCGACAGAGGCAUGUCUUUUAUGCGUUUAAUUAUCUUGUCUUAAUCCGAAAAGUCGUCGAAAACUCUCUACAAAGGCAAAUUCCUCCGUCCAUUCCUGCUGAAAAGUACGAUACUCCUCGUCUUUCUUUUUUUUUUUUGCCAUCUUCUCGAAAGGGUUUCUAAAAUUAGCUGACAAACACGGAAAAUGAAACUAAAAACGAGGGAAGUUUACUUCACGCACAUGCGCACAUCGGCCACUAUUUUCGACAGCAAAAUACGGCGAUCCCACUUGAACAGUGUGUCUGCCUCGUCUGCAUUGCCAAUGCGAUUGAUAGAUAAAUAAAUAUAUAAAUAGACUCAACGACAUGUAUGUUUGCCACUCCCACUAAAAUUACUGCAAACCGGCUUUCUAGUCGCCGGUUGUAGUAUACGGACUACGUGUCCCAUGAUCACCCUGGGCUCACGCAGCCAAUGGCAUGGGACUUGGGGGGGGGAUCUUACGUAAGUAGGUUGCUAUUUGAUGAUAU
Messenger RNA from Corythoichthys intestinalis (scribbled pipefish), 11242 nucleotides. It is a transcript of the gene hecw2a, whose product is annotated as HECT, C2 and WW domain containing E3 ubiquitin protein ligase 2a. The transcript is spliced from 30 exons. The record is from RefSeq and is a predicted model, not a curated record. Gene Ontology annotation, biological process: regulation of dendrite morphogenesis; protein polyubiquitination. Gene Ontology annotation, molecular function: protein binding; ubiquitin protein ligase activity. Gene Ontology annotation, cellular component: cytoplasm. Bases 676 to 5298 code for a protein of 1540 amino acids. Lineage: Eukaryota; Metazoa; Chordata; Actinopteri; Syngnathiformes; Syngnathidae.